AAUGCCAUUGCAGUGCAAGCAUAUGCAGCAUAAAUGAGGAGCCUAAGAAAAAAAUAUUACCAAUGUAUGACAAAUCCCCUGAAUUUCAAUCACCAGUAUCCGUAAUGGCCGUAGUUUAAAUGACCCCUCGCGCUGUCCAGGGCUCAGAGAGAGGCUAGCCUCAACGUAGCUAACAAGUUAGCAUAUAGCUAACAGCUAACGGGACGUUGAAAAUAAACUGAGGUGUUCAUGUUUGUUCUUACUAAUAACGGCUAGUUUUUACUACAUAUGGUUGCGAUCAAUGGCAUGCUUAUAUUGCUCUCAUGGAGAAUUAUCUAGACUUUACUACUCCUAACGUUGGCCGGGUUUAUUCCAGUUUUCUGUCCCUUAUCCCGGUAUGGGGGACAUGAAAACCCCAGAUUUUGACGACCUGUUGGCAGCGUUUGACAUUCCUGACAUCGAUGCCAAAGAGGCCAUCCAGUCGGCCCCCGAGGAUGUGGAGGGCCACCACGGCGGGAAGCCAUCGGACGGCGGGCCGGGGGCCCCUGGGGGCCCGUCCCUCAGACCCCCCAGCCCUUCGGACGCCCAGGCUCUGUCCCUCCCCUCGCAGGCGGACCCCUCCAUCGUCAGCGUGAUCGUGAAGAACCGGGUUCGCCCCGAGACGGAGGCGGAGUCGGACAGAGAGGGCGUGGACGGAGGCGGGGCCGGGGGCGUGGUCACGGGCUCCCGCCUGGGCCCCAGGAUCCCGCCGUCGGUCUCGUCUGAGCCCCUGAGCCAGUCCGUCAACGGCUUCGUGCCGACGGCGGCCGCGGCGGACCCGCUGCUCCGGCAGACCCAGGGCCCGUCCAACGGCGAGCUGUGGCCGCCGCGCUCCCCGAAAACGGGGGCGGAGGGCGGCGGCGGGGGCGGGCUGGGGACGGGCGGCGGGUCGGCCAAAGCGGCCAGGCAGCCCGGCGGAGUCCCGAGCAGGCUGAAGCCCCUGACCCUGACUCCUGGCGAGCCUGCGGGGAAGGCCCGGAAGCCGCCGCCGCCGCCGCACCAGCACCAGACCGCGCCCGGCGGGACGGCCGAAGACGCGCCCCCCGCCUCGCCGUUCGCCCGCUCGUCCUCCGAGCCCCCGACCGCCCCCGGGCUUUCCGUCGGGCUGCCUCCCCCUUUCUUUCCUCCCCCGAAACCCGUGCUCCUCUCCCCCUCCACCCCCCCGCCCUCCGCCGCUGCCCUCCUCUCGCGCCCCGGGAUGCUGGCCUCGCCCCCGCCGGACCCCUCGCAGCCGUUUAACGGCACCCAGAGGGUCGGCAGCCCGGCCGGGGGGCGGCCCGUCGGGUUCCGCCGCCUGGAAUCGGACGAGGAGGAUUCUGAGCCGGACCUGGGGAGUCCGCUGGUGAUCCAGGAGAGCCCGGACUCCCCCGCCCGCACCCCUCCGAAACUUUCCCGCCGCCACCGGUCGUCCUCGGAAACCUUCGGCUCUCCCACCCCGCCCCGACAGGUUCCGCCGGGGGCCGACUGCGCCAAGCCCGGAGAGCCGGCCCCGGGGUCCCCCUCGCCCUCCCCGCCUCCCCCCCCCCGCGGGCCCGCCGGCUCCGGCGCCGGCCCGGCGCACGAGGAGCGGAACCCGGAGCACGUCAUCGAGGAGCGGGACUCGCCAGAGAGCCCCGAGCCCGAAGCCCCCAACCGCCCUGCUGCUGCCGCCGCCGUCACGGCAACGGUGAAAAGGAGCCCCAGCCCUGCUGCGGCCCCGCCCGAGAGCAUCCCCAAGGUCAAGGACGAGGAUGAGGAGGAUGAGGAGGAGGAAGACGAGGAAGAGGAGGAGGAGGAGGAAGAGGAGGAGGAGGAGGAGGAGAUGGAGGGAGUGAAGGAAGAGGGGGAUAUGGAAGAGGAGCAGGAGGCCGUGGAUGGCAAGGCAGGCUCAGAGAGCGAGGCGGGGGAGGGUGGAGCGGCAAAGGACGUGAAGGCGGAGCCUAAGAGUGCGGUGGUGGCUGGGAUGGAGGCCGUGGCCGCGGGCAAGACGCCGCCGCUCAAGGGAACUUCCAAAGUUUCUACGACGACCGGCGGCGGCGGCGCCCCCUCACGGCCCCUCAAGGUCCGAAUCAAGACCAUAAAGACGCCCACCGGGAGCAUCACCAGGACCGUGACCCGGGUGGCACCCAAGGGGGCGGCUUCCACGGCGGGCAAGGGCCCGGAGCCCGCCAAGGGCCCGCCGGAGAGCCGGCGGCUGGCCAGCAGGCCCAGGAGGGCGGCGGACGCGCUCGGCCCCCAGCAGCAGGCCGCCAAGGCCGCCAUGCUUCCCGUGUCCACCCUGCAGGACGCCAGCACCGCCAUGCUGGUGGCCGCCAGCAAGGCGCAGAACAAGAUGGCGGUGGCCUCCUCCUCCUCCUCCUCCACGGAGAAGGCUAAGGUCUCGGCCACGGCCGUCAGCAUCACCAAGUCCGCCACCCUCCCCGCCGUCUCCACCUCCUCCGGAACAGCCGCCGCCGCCAAAUUCGCCGUGGGCGCAGGCGGGAUGGGCGUGCGCCCGGCGGGGGGGGCGAAGGCGCUGAACGGGGCCGGCGGGGCGGCGGGCCCCCAGCCCGCGGGCGGGCCCCAGGUCUCCAAGCCGGCGUCCAUCGUCAACAGCACCGGGGCGGUGAUCUCGCGCAGCCAGUCCAGCCUGGUGGAGGCCUUCAACAAGAUCCUCAACAGCAAGAACCUGCUGCCCAGCUACCGGCCCGACCUCUCCACGCCGCCGCCCCCCGAGUGGAGCCUCCCGCUGCCCGCCAGCGGCUACCGCUGCCUGGAGUGCGGCGACGCCUUCGCCCUGGAGCGCAGCCUGGCGCGCCACUACGACCGCCGCUCGCUGCGCAUCGAGGUCACGUGCAACCACUGCGCCAAGCGGCUGGCCUUCUUCAACAAGUGCAGCCUGCUGCUGCACGCCCGCGAGCACAAGGAGCGCGGCCUGGUCAUGCAGUGCUCCCACCUCGUCAUGCGGCCCGUCUCCAUCGAGCAGAUGAUAGGCCAGCAGGACACCACGCCCAUCGGUGUGCUGUCCCCGACCCUCCCCCCCACCUCUGUCUCGUCAUCGUCCGCCCCCCCGGCGGCCGCCUCCACGGGCCCCAGCCCGUCCAAGGAGACGCCGGGGGCCCCGCCCGCCCCGCCCCCCCGCCGGGCCCCCGAGAGCCCCCAGGCCCUGCUGCCCCUGCCCUGCAAGAAGGGGGAGGUGCUGCAGUACCACAACUUCAAGUGUCCCGAGUGCCACGCCCAGUUCGGGGGCAAGGCCGAGCUGGUGGCGCACUUCCAGGAGAUCAAGGCCGCUUCUAACUCUACCUGCAUGCUCUGCUCCCCGCCCAUGAUGCUGCCCAACGCCUGCAGCACGGCGGCUCACCAGCGCUUCCACAAGCACCGCUCGCCGCACGUCUGCCCCGAGUGUGGGGGCAUCGCCCGGCAGGCCAGCUUCCAGACCCACCUGGAGGAGGCCUGCCUGCACUUCGCCCGCCGCAUCGGCUACAGGUGCUCCAGCUGCCAGGUGGUGUUCGGGGGCCUGAACUCCAUCAAGUCCCACAUCCAGACGGCCCACUGCGAGGUCUUCCACAAGUGCCCCAGCUGCCCCAUGGCUUUCAAAUCUGCCCCCAGUGCCCAGGGGCACAUCAGCACCCAGCACCCCAACCUCACUGCCCCACAGGCCAAGAUGAUCUACAAGUGCGUGAUGUGUGACACGGUUUUCACCCAGAAACCCCUGCUUUACAUGCAUUUCGACACCCACCUGGCUAAGCAGAAGGUGCACGUCUUCAAGUGUCCUGACUGCACCAAGCUCUACGCUCAGAAAGGUUCCAUGAUGGAGCACAUGAAGACUACUCACCGAGGGCUGUCAGUCAAGCAGGAGGCGCCGGACUCUAGCCCCGCCCCCCGGGCCGCCCCUCCCGCUUCCCUGCCGAAAGCCAAGCCCCCGAGCAAGGCCGAGAGCUCGGACGGCGAGGACUGGGGCGCGGAGCGGGAGGAGGAGGAGGACGAGGACGAGGACGAGGAGGAGGACGGGGAGGAAGGAGGGGACGGGGAGGGGGCCGACGAGGACGCGGACGACGCGCCCAGCUCUCCCGAGUCGGGGGUGGCGGGAUCGCGGCCCGGAGUGCCGGCUGAGUGGAGCUGCCAGCAGUGCCAGACCCGCUAUGCCGAGAGGGACGACUACAUCUCCCACAUGAGGAAGGAGCACGGCAAGUCGGUGAAGAAGUUCCCGUGCCGCAUGUGCGAGCGCUCCUUCUGCUCCGCCCCCAGCCUGCGGCGCCACGUACGGGUCAACCACGAGGGCAUCAAGAGGGUCUUCCACUGCCCGCACUGCACGGAGGGGAAGCGCACCUUCAGCAGCCGCCUGGUCCUGGGGAAGCACAUCCGGCUCCGGCACGGCGUCCAGAUGCGCGAGAGGGGCGCACGGCGGCCGCGGGACGCGCAGGGCCCCGCGCUGACCCGGAAGCGCUCUGCCUCCGGGCGGCCCCUGGACGAGGCGAUGGGCAGCUCCUCGGAGCCCGAAGGGGAGGGCGGGCCCGGCGCGCCGGGGGGCGGAGCCACGGAGGAGGAAUCGGAAGGGGGCGCGGCGGCGGGCGGGGAGGAGAGCGGCGGGGAGGGCGCGGCCGGCCCGGCGAAGAGGCCGCGGGCGGCGGCGGCGGCGGAGGAGGACGCGGCGGAGUUCCGCUGCGUCCCGUGCGGCUUCUCCACGGAGGACCGGCAGGAGUUCCUGCGCCACAUCCCCCAGCACCGGCCCGACGCCGCCUCCCAGCAGUGCGGCCGCUGCGGGGCCUGCUUCGCCUCCGCCACCUCGCUCAGCCGCCACCGCUUCAUCACGCACCGCGUGCGCGACGCCCCCGAGGCCGCCCCCGGGGCCGCGCAGGCCGACGCCCACCCGGGGGGCGGGGCCAGGGCCGGGGGCGGGGCCUCGGCCCCCGCGGACCCCGCCCUGCACGGGGGCUCCUCCCCCGACUCCCCCUCGCCCCUGCAGCUGGGGGAGGACGCCGAGGGCCGCGUGGGGUGCAGGGUGUGCGGCCGGCGCUUCGACAAGGCCUCGGACCUCAGCACCCACUUCCGAACACACGGCAUGGCCUUCAUCGCCGCUCACAAGACGGACAGACCAGUGUAGGCAGGGAGGGAGGGAGGGGGAGAGAGGGGAAGAUAGAGGGAUGGAGAGAGGAGGAAGUCCAAUGGUUGUCGACUGACGGGAGGAGGGGGGGGUGAGAGGUCAGCGAUAAACGGUAGUGUCUGCAUGUCGUCCUCAUCGUUAGUUCCUGGGCUCGCUCACACACACACACACACACACACACACAGUAAGUGUCAGUGGCAUUACAGGCAUUUAUCCAAUCAUAAUAUGGUGAAAGACCAGAGGACUGUGGAACACAGGGGCUGUACGCAGAGUUUUGGGGGGUGGUGCGUAGAGGGCUCCCAAACUCUGCCUGUUUCACACAGGUUAAUCUCUUCAAUCUGUAAGCUUCCUCUCACAUCAUUCUCACUCUCCUUCCUACUUAUCUGUAUCGCUCCCUACCUCCCUCUUCUCUCUCCCUCUCUCCAUUUUCCCUUCUGUCGGUCUUUCAGGUGCCUGUCCACCUCAUCCAGUCCUUAUUCACUCUGUUUGCCCUACCCUGCUCGUCCACUCGGCCUUCUCCUUAUAUCAGUGUCCCUACUAUUGCUGGCCAUUCAGAAGUUCCCUUCUAUCUGUGCGCCUACCAUUCUUAUCCAGUCAGCCUUUUCCUUAUAUCAGUAUUCCUGCUAUUCCUAGCCUCUCAGCAGUUCCCUUUUAUCUGUACCUCUAUAGUCCUUAUCCAGUCAGCCUUCUCCUUAUAUCAGCGUCCCAAUUAUUCCUGUCCAAUCAGCAGGUCCCUUGUAUCUGUGCCCCACCAUCCUUAUUCCUAUUGGCUCGUUUUCUUAUGUUUUCGGACUUCUCCCCAUCACAUUUUUCUUCCUGCUUGACGCUGUCCACCUCUUCACUUCUCUUUUUCUUAAUUUUGCAUGGUCACUCCUUCAUUCUCAGUGCUGGCUGUUAUUUUUUUUUACUUCUCCAGUCUAUUUUUGUAACGGUAUCAAAGCAGUUCAAGUAUGACUGUUGGCAGCUUGUGUCUAUAACCCUGCACUAACCCAGGCUUCCACUGUAGGGCUAUCCAAUCACCAUUCACACUGUAUUAGGUUGUCCACCAUCCUUUAUCCAAUCAGUGUUCUCCAUGUCCUGUAUUAUUGUCCUGAUUGUCUUUGUUCCAGUCAACAUUCUCCUUGUUCCUGUGUCCCUACCCUCCUUAUCCAAUCAGCAUCUGUGUUGCUAGAGCUGAUCUCCUCUCUGUCGUUUGUCCAGGCCUGUGAGCAUAGUCUGUAGUGGCUUCGGUCUGCUGACUCCAGUAGCUGUUUAGCUAGCGGGGGUAAACACGCAAGCAUCGUGUUCCUGUAAUGAGAUGCGGCUAAAGCAAACACAAAGGGCGCUCUCUGCUGAGGUUUUUAAACACUGAUUUUAAAUUGUUUUAUAGCAAGUUAUUUUAUAAACGAGUAUUUAUUAAAAAUGUCUGAUUUGUUUCUGACCAUAUCUUUUUUUCUUUUCUUUAACCAGUCCUUCUAUUUACGUGUUAAAUUCGGACCGUUCUACCAAGCCAAAACUUUCUGUUGACAGGUUUGAUUCCGCCGAAUUCAGUUCGUCGUCCUGAGAUUGCUUUUAUUUUUAUUUUUUUCUCGAUCGCAUCAGCCGAUGCUGCCGAAGCUACGUUGCUAAUAUUUUAUCGUAUACUACGAGCGCUGUGCAAAUAACACAACAGACAGACAGUCCGUGUUUCUGUAAGCAGUCAGGCAGUCAAACCUCCCAGCACGUUCUCGAGGAAGUGAGGUUAUAUGGACUUGCGUAGUUGUAAAACAUGGUUGUUUGAGCUUCGGUCAGCUUAAAAAAAGAAAAGUAAAAACAGCGCCAUUGCGCGUUUUAGUUUUCAUCACUGUAGCAUGAGUAUAAUUAUGUUGUGUUCGCAUGUGCUUCUACCCGGGUCUGUGUAUACACACGUAUAUACACAUCUGUAUUUACAAACACGUACACACACUAAGCUUGAGGAGUUUCUUUUCUCCCUCCGUUCCAUUGUUAACAGGUUAUACGAAAUGUAUUUCUUUUUCGGCUGAUUGGAAGCAGAUGGGUGUUCGUCAGGGGAUGAUCUCGUAUUUUGUAAAGGGGGGUUUGUAAUUGUACAUUUUAAGAAAAAAAAAAAACAUUUAAAAAAAUGGCGUGUAAGGGGAUGGUUGUGUGUGUAAUAAUUGUGUACAAAAAUUAACAAUCUUCUCUUUGAUAUACUUUUCUAGUUUCUCCACACACCCAGUCGAUGAUGGAGUUUAAAUACUUUGCUCUAUUAGUGGGUUUUUGGGAAUUUGCGUGUGUGGCCCUCUAUUGGAGGGGCAGCUGGGGGGGCGGGGUUAAACUUCUGUUUUUUUUUUUUUUUUUAAACUUGAAGUAAUUUCGUCAUCGACUCUGUAAUAAUAAAACUAUAAACAGUUUCUUAAUUUUUUUUCCCUUUUUUGUAGAGUUGAUUUGUCAUUUUGCUUCGUUAACCAUUCGGCUGUGAUUUCUGUUUGAGUAGAUUUCAUCUUGUGUCUUAAAUAAAACAUCUAAAUGUC
Anguilla anguilla (European eel) is the source of this 7569-nucleotide messenger RNA. It is a transcript of the gene znf687b, whose product is annotated as zinc finger protein 687b. The record is from RefSeq and is a predicted model, not a curated record. Bases 377 to 5080 code for a protein of 1567 amino acids. The transcript is spliced from 10 exons. NCBI's taxonomy places the organism in Eukaryota, Metazoa, Chordata, Actinopteri, Anguilliformes, Anguillidae.